Molecule: messenger RNA, 2705 nt
Organism: Pangasianodon hypophthalmus (striped catfish)
Lineage: Eukaryota; Metazoa; Chordata; Actinopteri; Siluriformes; Pangasiidae
Gene: tekt2
Product: tektin 2 (testicular)
Exons: 10
Coding region: 243-1655 (470 amino acids)
Biological process (GO): cilium movement involved in cell motility; cilium assembly
Cellular component (GO): nucleus; microtubule cytoskeleton
Source: RefSeq, a predicted model, not a curated record
GAUUUUGAUUUAAUUUAAUCUGAAUCUAUUUAUUUCUGUAAAGCUGCUUGGUGACAUUGUCCAUUGUUUGAAUUGAAUUUAUCAUUCUACUUAAACCAGUAUCGUGUGCAACGAGCAAAAUUACAAAUAAUCCGUCAUAUGUGUAAAAAAAAUAGCUUGCAUUACAGAUUCUUCAUUACAGAUGCGCAUUGUUAUUAAACCCCCUUUAUUCUGGAGCUGAAACAUCACACCGCAGCGUUGCCAUGGCACCCUGGGGUUCAGUUGCACGUGCGUCUCUUGGUUACCUGGAGACAGGACGCGGGUUGUGUUUAGUAUUAAAAACACUCCGAGAAAAGCGUGUGUGUGGGGCAGAAAAUUCGGUAGACAUGGCCACCCUGAGCAUUAAGCCGGGCCUCCGCUGCACCGUGUCUGACUGGACGAGCAGCAAUAAUGAGAUCUCAGUCACUGCUGAGCAUCAGAGACACCUAUCACACGGGAUACGGCUGGAGGGCAGGGCUCUGUGCAAUGACACCGCCAAUAAGACAAUGUGGGAUGAAUAUGACAGCAACCGUCGGCUGGGUGACAGAAUCAGUGACAUCACACUUUGGAAGAAGAGCCUGGAAGCCUGUGCAGAGGAACUGGAUGCAGAAAUGGACGCGCUCACGCUAACAAAGGAAGCGGCAGAGCGUGCUCUCGCAGCCACGGUGUUGCCCCUAGAGGUCACUAAUGAGUGUUUGACCUUGAGGGAAGGUCGUCGGGGAAAUGAGCUGGUUAGUGACCCAGUGGAAGCAGAGCUAAAGAAGGAGGUGGAGGUGAUCGAUAAGGCACAACAGGUCCUGCAGCAGUGUAUCGAACAAGCCUUUAAACACCUUUGUUUGCUGCAGGAUGCCCGUCAUCAACUGACUCUUGACCUCCAGCACAAGAUGGAGGCUUUGGAUGUAGACAUGUCCUGCCUGUCGCUCUCUGUCAUGUCGCCUGAGAUCUCCCUGAAGCCCAAUCCCACCAGAAUUCCUCCUGGCUCCACAACCCCUCAGCAAUGGGUACAGUUCAGCCACCACAAUAUAACCCAAGCCAAGGAGGAAAUGCAAGCCUCUCUGCACCUGAGAGAGAAUAUCAGUAUUACUAUAGCACAGGUGCAAAAUGAAUUAGAGUCUCAGCGCAUAGCCUCGCGAUUCGCCUCCCGGAAGCGCACUCAUCAGCUGGAGCAGGCUCAGCAGGAGCUCCAGUGGCAGAUAAAAACUACUCAGGAUGAGAUGAAUGAGCUGAAGGAAGACAUCCUUAGACUGGAGAGGGACGUGCAAUCCAAGAUGGCGCCACUAAAACUGGUGCACACUCGUUUGGAGUACAGGACCAGGAGGCCCGGCGUGGACCUAUGCAGAGACGAGGUGCAGUACGGGCUGGUGGAGGAGACCAAAGAGCUUGCUUCUUCUAUUUUGGCUCUGAAACAGAAGCUGGCACAGGCUCAGGACUCAUUGCAGGCUCUGCAGCUACAUGAGGCUCGGAUGCUUGAGGAUCUUGCGCGUAAACAGGAAGCGCUGUCUCUUGAGCAACGGAGCAUGCAGACACGCCAGCGCCUGAAUUCAGCUCCCAGCGAAUCCGAACCCGCAGCCGCGUUGCCUCUCACCAACUCCAGUGGCAUGCACAAGCUCCAGCUGAAAUACACAGACUCGGCCUGAGACCUCCGUCCCAUGCCUCCUCAGAUAUUUACUCAGUCACCUCAAUAGGAGCUAACUCUUCUGUUUUCCUGACCUGGCUGUGUGUGGAGUGCAUUUAUUAGUUCUGUUUUCUCUGGUUGGAGUUUGUGUGAUAGCUGUCACAAUACGUUUUUUUCUUUUUCACUACUUUGUUUGAAAUGUUAUGCAGAAGACUUAAGACAUCAAGUAUGUUAUGAGAAUCAGAAUCAGUUUUAUGUUAGACAUAGGAGGAAUUUGAUUUGGAGAAUGCACAUGUAAUAUACCAAACAGACAACACUGGGCAAUUUACAAAUAGGCAAUUUUCAUAUAACAACAUGGAGUCUGGAGUGUGUUUUUCCAUUUAUGCCACAGCAGUGUUUUCCAGUCCAGUCAAUUUCCCAAGCAGUGUUUAUACUGGAAAAUUCAUACUUGGUCUCAAGUAGAGUUGUGCACAGGACUAUUUCUUUAAUUCCGCUCUUGCAGUUCUUAUUUUUGUUUGUACCUGUUGUUUAUAGGAAUUAAUUUGAAUUUAGCAUUCUAAUUUAAACCACCUCGACCCUGACCAGGCAGAUACUAAGGCUAAAUGAAUUAACCUUGUAAAUGCAUUACACAGCAACUCACAUUCACGGUAAUAAACAUGGUCUUUCUUUAUUCCCGUGAGCUUCUUAUCUACAGUAAAGCUGCUUGGGUAACUUUUUGUUCCGUUCCUAGACCCUUGGUGCAUAUCUCUAGUCUCAACCAGAUGCAGUAGUGUGCCUCCUGUUCGUAUUGCAUUUGUAUCUGUUAAGAACACAUUAUCUGUUCAUUUCGAAUAAUUGAAAUGGAUUCGGUUACAUCCCUAUUCCAGACUGAUGUUGAGUCAUUAGCAGCACAAUAUUUCCUCUUCGCUGACUAUAAUCUCCUUCUCCAGCCUGUACUUGGUGUUCAGCCUUUAGUUGUCUGUCUUUGGCAUUUCUGUUGUUAUAUUAGCCAAUAUUGAUAUAUUGUUAUAUUUAACAGAACUGUGACAUCAUUACAAUAUUGUUAACGAAAAAAAAAAAAAAAAGUUUUCCC